AAUAAGCUAUUUCAAAUACGCCAUUUUUCAAACAAACAGUUGAGUUUGGUUCGAUAGUUUUGAAGUAGUUCGAUAAUAAAAUAUACCCGAUACUGCCGAAAAAGCGAGACAAAGCGUUCGGUCCUUCGGUCGAUUAAAACAUUGGUGACAUCACUAAUUGAAUUCUCAAUUAGGCAGAAAUAAGAAAAUGACGCAAUCUUUUUUGAACUUCUUGGACUUUUCACCUCCUUUUUGAGGCUGUAAGACAAAGUUCAUGUCAUCCCCAACGAAGCAAGUCAGCAAUAGACGACUACUGCCAUUACCAAAUCACAAUGCACGUGGGAGAACUCUGACGAAAGCAAACCGAGAGAUUGAAGAACGCGAGGCCCUCAUGAAUUCAGACAAUAUCCGUACAACUAGCUUCUCUGGCCUGGAUAACAAGCAAUUGAAAAUGAUAGAAAUGAUCGAUUAUCUGAACGCAAACCCUAAAGUCUUGGAAAACUAUAUCAUGGAUUCGGUGAGCAGAGAACAACUCGAGAAAUGGUUGAUCAGAAAAAUCCAUGCCCAGGAAUCAAAUGAAAAUGGAAAUUCUUUGUCGUCUCUAUCUAGAUGGAAGUUUUGUGUUCAUACGGACAAGAAAAAGACACUGCAGCAUUUGACGCAGGAAAUUCACAAUCAUUCAAAAAAGUCAAAAGUGAUGUAUGAACUAGUCAAAUGCAUUGCAUCGGCUACGCAUGCUGACAGGUUUUCUCUUUAUCUUGUCAGCAAAAAUGAAAAGGAAAUAUAUCUUCAUGUCGAAGAUGAAAACCAAAGAACAACCCGCGUGAACGAGAGGGAAAUAACUGAAGGUUCAACAAUAUGCGCUUAUGUAGCAGCAACAUUGUCGGAGGUCUACACACAAGACAUACUUGGGGACGAGCGAUUUCCCGAUGGAACUGGAAUGGAGGAUAUUAUGGCCCAAUCAGUGAUUUGCCAACCAAUCGUACAAUCAAAUGGCAAACUUGUAGGCGUUGCUGAGUUGAUACGCGAGUUAGGAAACGCUCCAUUUGAACCAGAACACGUAGAGAUAGCUACAAGUUAUCUUGCUUGGGGAGGAAUAUCACUUCAUUAUGCUCAGAUUUAUAAGGAAAUGGAGAGGCAGAAUGAUCUUCACAACUUUCUGUUGGACGUAAUUAGAUCCUUGUUCGACAAAGAGAAUUCUGUUGAUGGUGUAAUCUCGAACGUUAUGUCAUACGCAAAGAAAUUGGUGGAGGCAGACAGAUGCGCGAUGUUCCUUAUAGACGAGAAGACGAAUCAAUUGCACGCAGACAUCUUUGAUGAAGGGAAAUGUGAUGAUAAAGGAAACGACAUCUACUUAAAAGGAAAGGAAAUAAGAUUUAGCGCAGAAAAGGGUAUCUCGGGAUACGUGGCUAAAACAGGAAAAUUGCUGAACAUCAGAGAUGCCUACUCCGACCCACGUUUCAAUCGUGAAGUCGAUAUACGAACUGGCUACACAACACAUACCAUUCUCUGCGGGCCAAUGAAGUGCAAAGACAGAGUCGUAGGAGUUGUUCAACUGAUCAAUAAACGCAAAGGAAUCUUUACGCCCGCAGAUGAGCACGCCUUCCUUUUGUUUGCUGGUUAUUGUGGUCUGGCCAUACGACAUUCACAGAUACACGGUCAUUUUUUCGUGUCGCAACAGAAACAUUUGGUUGCGUUGGACAUUCUAUCCUUUCAAGGUGUAGCGUCACAAAGCGAGAUGUCGAUAUUCCUUAGUUUUGACCAAGUUUCGAUCAUACCCGAUGAUCUAUGGAGCUUCAACUUCAACUUAUAUCAAGAUGACGACUACUUAAUGCAGCUUUCUAUCCUCAUGGCGGAAAACUUAAUGCACCAUUGUGAAAUAAGUUUCGAUAGGACCAUCUUACAACGUUUUAUAUUAACAAUCAAGAAGAACUACAGGCCACUGUCGUAUCAUAAUUGGUCACAUGGCUUUUCAGUUGCACACAUACUCUGGCUUGUCUUUAUGCAAACCGACGAUGCUUUCACGAACAACGAGAAACUAGGGAUGUUUAUUGGAGGCUUAUGUCAUGACGUGGAUCAUCGUGGGUACAGCAAUCAGUUUCUCCAUUACGUCAAAUCUCCUAUUGCACGGCUUUAUCAAACUUCUACAAUGGAACGGCAUCACUUGCAGCAUACCUUGUAUCUCUUACAGAAUGACGACUUGAACAUCUUCAAAAACAUGGAAAAAAGCCAAUACGACAAGGUGAUUGAAGCCAUCAAAAAAACAAUAUUGGACACUGAUAUCUCAACAUUUUUGGAAACUCAUAUCGAAGUCGAAAAGAUAAUACAAUCUGGAGAAUUUGACAUGAAAAAUGACCACCAUCGAUGCUUAAUAAGACAUCUGCUUAUAACAGCUGCAGAUAUUUGCACCACAGGAAAACCAUGGAAUAUCCAUAGACAAUCAGUGAAGAAACUCCUUGAUGAGUUUUAUAAACAAGGUGACAAAGAGAAACUCAUGGGACUCAAACCAAUCCCCCUUUUCGACAGAGAUAAGAGAAACGAACUGCCAAAAAUACAAGUAAAUUUCUGCUCAGCAUUGGGUUUGAAGUGUUUUGGUACAGUACAAGAAAUUCUACCUUGCACAGAGCUUAUGUUUGAAAAUGUAAAAAACAACGUGGAAGAGUGGAAACGACUGGCUGGUCUGGCAAAUGACAAUCCAAGUUCUCUAGAACUCUUAAAGGAACUGGAUAGUCACUUAAAAGACCCAAUAAACUUUCUUCAAUCACCAGACAUGUUCAUAUUGAACAGUGGAUAAUCGGCACUAACAAUAACCUCUUGUAUUCAAAAUCAUUUGUAAUUCCAUUUUAAGACAACGUAAA
This is a messenger RNA of Xenia sp. Carnegie-2017, 2837 nucleotides long. Its product is annotated as cAMP and cAMP-inhibited cGMP 3',5'-cyclic phosphodiesterase 10A-like. Gene Ontology annotation, molecular function: protein binding; 3',5'-cGMP-stimulated cyclic-nucleotide phosphodiesterase activity. Gene Ontology annotation, biological process: negative regulation of receptor guanylyl cyclase signaling pathway; signal transduction. The transcript has 26 exons. The record is from RefSeq and is a predicted model, not a curated record. The coding region runs from base 254 to 2773 and encodes 839 amino acids. NCBI's taxonomy places the organism in Eukaryota, Metazoa, Cnidaria, Anthozoa, Malacalcyonacea, Xeniidae.